Emiliania huxleyi CCMP1516 is the source of this 1195-nucleotide messenger RNA. RefSeq lists its product as hypothetical. Lineage: Eukaryota; Haptophyta; Isochrysidales; Noelaerhabdaceae. The transcript has 10 exons. The record is from RefSeq and is a predicted model, not a curated record. The annotation marks the transcript as partial.
CGAUGAGGAACGCACCGCUCCGCCUGCAGCUCGCGUCUCGGGCCGUCUGCACGCUGGUUCAGCCGCCGCUGCCGCUCUGGUACAACGACCACUACCAGGUCUCGCUGCCGUCAACAUCCUCGUUUCCGAUGGAGAAGUACAGGUAUAUCCGCGAGGCGCUGCAGCGGGAGCUCGAGGCCGCCGGCAAGGCCACCUUCCACGAAUCGCCGCUCGCGUCGGUCGAGGACCUCACGACGGUCCACGACGGCGAGUACGUGCGGCGCUACCUGGCCAACGAGCUCUCCCACAAGGAGAACCGGCGGAUCGGCUUCCCGUGGUCGGAGGCUGGCAAGCUACGCGCUCUCUCGUCGACGGGUGGGACCGUGGCGGCGAUGCACGCCGUCUGCCGGCCGGGUGGCGCCCGCUUCGCAGGCCACAUCGCGGGCGGGACGCACCACGCGUUUGCAGACCGCGGCGUGCGCGCUCCGGGACUACCCUGCCAUCCGGAGAGUGCUGCUGGUCGACCUGGACGUGCACCAGGGGAACGGCAGCGCGCGCAUCUUCGCCGCCGACGGGCGCGUCAAGACCUACUCUCAGCAUUGCGAGGGCAGAGAGAGCCGAGAGAGAGCCGAGAGAGAGCCGAGGGACAGCCGAGGGAUGGCCGAGGGAUGGCCGAGGGACAGCAGCACUCGAUCGCGCAAGAGGAGCCGGAGGGGAACGGACAGUCCGACCGCCCCAACCGUACCCGAGCCCCCUCUGAAAAGGGCAACCUCUUCUCGGCACGCGAGGCGUCGGACCUCGACGUGGACGUGCCGGUGGGGGAGGGCGACGACGGCUAUCUCGCGCUGUUGGGCGAGCACCUGCCAAGGUUCCUCGAGGCGACGCAGCCGGACCUGGUCUUCUUUCAGGGCGGCGUCGACCCGCACCAGGCGGACCGGAUCGGCCGGCUCGAGCUCAGCACCGCGGGCCUCAAGAAGAGGAACGCACUCGUGUACCGGCUCGUCAGCGGGCUGCAGAGCGCGCCGCGGCUGGUGGUGACCUUGGGAGGAGGCUACCCCCGCAACCUCGAGCCGUCGUCGCCGCCCUUCCACCAGGUGGUGCAGAGCCACAUGGACGUGUACCGCCAGUGCGCCGCGGCGCACGCGAGGCUGUGACCCACUUUGUGGCGCACACGUAGGGCCUCUCGUUGCACCUCAUAAAAGUCAUAUUUUCUCAU